Messenger RNA from Saxophila tyrrhenica, 1272 nucleotides. RefSeq lists its product as uncharacterized. Bases 1 to 1272 code for a protein of 423 amino acids. The transcript is spliced from 4 exons. The record is from RefSeq and is a predicted model, not a curated record. NCBI's taxonomy places the organism in Eukaryota, Fungi, Ascomycota, Dothideomycetes, Mycosphaerellales, Extremaceae.
AUGUUCAUCAGAACCAGGAUCCACGGGCCGCUCAGUUGGGAUAACUUCUUCUGCUCUCUCUCGACAUGCCUCGCGCUUGCACACUCCUGCCUUACGAUUGUUGCCACACGACAUGGUCUCGGACAUCGACUCGAUACUCUGAAGCCUUCUACGGUCAACCUACAACGACUACUGGCAUGGUCAAACAAUCAGAUUUACAUCGGCACCCUCGCCUUCUCUAUGCUUUCAGUGUGCUUUCUCAUCGCAAGAGUCUCGAAGCAAACUGAGCAAGCCCGCUUCGCCUACAUCAUUGCUGGCCUGACAACUCUAUGGGCUGUGAUCUGCAUGCCGGUGCUUGCGCUAGAGUGUGACCUGCCGCGGCCAUGGAUCACUAGUCCCAGGAGUCGAUGCACGAACAUCUAUCACGUUUGGAUUGCUGUCACCAUCACCAAAACGCUCCUCGAAGUCGCCAAUGUUCUUGCGGCCGUCAAACUACUUUGGGGCGUCCGCAUGCCAUGGAAAGCGAAAGUCGCAGUAGUGGCUGCAUUCACGAUCAGACUCCUCGUCAUCCCGCCCGGCCUCACUCGCCUUCGCUAUAUCCGCCAGACCCUCCACAGCCAGGAUUGGAGCUACUCCCGCAUCCGCGUGGUGAUCAUCACCCAGGUCGUCCUCCACGUCAGCGUCAUUCUCGCAACAGUCCCGUGCAUCAAGCCCUGGCUAGUCGCCUUCGAGAGCGGCGGCCUUCAGCCUCACCCGGAUGUGCGCAAAGAAUCGCACGCACCUCGCCGUACACCUCUUCCGAGCCCACUUCUCCCGCUGCCCGCGACAGCUCGUUCCCGGACCACCACGCUCACUCGAUCUACCAGCCUCGAGUUUCCGGCCAGGCCAAAACUUCUUCACCGCUCUGCGAGCCACGACCCGGAUGUCAUGACUCCCGGCCCAGCUGGCCACCGCAAGCGAGUUGAAGCCUGGCCGGUCAAAACCUACCAGACUCAAGCAACGUACUCCGUCACAGCAGAGUACGUCCCAGACCCCGAGCAAGUCGGCGGACGGAAAAAGUCAGCCAGUUCGGUCAGGAGCGACGGCAUCACGAGGACGAAAUUGUUUUCGGUACAGCACGAUGAGAUCCAAGACUAUUUCCUGACUUCUGAAGCUGAGCAGGUGACGCCGUCGACGUUGGAGGAGGGCACAGUGGAAACGGUGCCAAGUUUACCGCUUGAGGUUGUGGGUGGGUUGCUGAGGGAUGAUGCAAGAGGGAGUAGAGGGACGGUGCAGACGCUGAGGGGUCUUUGA